AUGGACCCUAUUCCACCCGCACAGCUCCUUUCCAAGAGCGAAGCACACGUUCGAGCUGUGCCUCUCGACUACUCGAAACCAGAGUCGCGGACAAUCAGGUUAUUUGCCAGGACAGCUACCAGAUACAGUAACCCGAUUGUUCCCAGUACUGCAGCAAAAAAGGUCCAGCCGCCGUUUCUGGUAUUCUUUACGGGCGGACCGGGGGCAGGGAAUCCAGCACCACAAGAAAGCCCUAUAACUUCGUUCAUGAUAGACUAUGGAUAUGACAUUGUGUAUCUGGAUUACCGAGGAACUGGCAACAGUUCUCCCAUCUCGGCUGAAACCCUGGAAUUGAUUGGCGGCCCAACUGAACAAGCGCAGUAUCCUCGAUUGUUCAGAGCCGACGCUUUGGUAAAAGACUGCGAGGUUGUCCGUCAAUGCUUGACAGAUAAUUAUCCCCCGGAGCUAAAGAAAUGGACCAUCUUUGGACAGUCGUUCGGCGGGGCCGUGAGCUUGAAUUACUUUUCCUUUUAUCCAGAGGGUGUUCGAGAGUGUUUUAUCACUGCCGGACUGGGCUCGCUUAGAACGCAGCCAGAGGAACUGUACGCCAGAAUGUAUAAAAGAGUCAUCAAGCGAAACAAGGAUUAUUAUGCCAAAUAUCCAGCGGAUGUUGGGUUGGUCAAGGACGUCGCCAGUCAUAUUCGCAAGUUGGGCGGUCAAGAGGGUAUUUUAUUACCCACUGCUGGACGACUUACCGUGCAGCGCUUAAUGACACUCAGGCUGCAUUUCGGGGGCGAUGGAGGAUUUGACAGAAUUCAUGAUCUCUUUACAAAAUUGAAAGCGGACCUUGAUAUUUAUGGCUUCUUUACCAGACCGAGUCUUCACGCCUUUGAGCAGAGCAUGACAUGGGAUAUUGUCCCAAUUUACGCAAUGCAUGAUAGUUGGAUGGUGAACGGUCCUGGCAUCGCUUCCAACUGGACCGCAGAUCGAGUGGGCAAGACACUUGGUACCUUUCCAUGGCUGGCUGAGGAUUGGCAACAGAGCUCUGAUAAUGAGCCUCUAUAUUUUUCCGGUGGGAUGCUCUACCCAUUCCUAUUUGAUACCUACGCAGGUCUGGUGAAGAUAAAAGAAGCUGCUCAGCUAAUUGCCAAGUUCGACGACUGGCCGUACCUAUACGAUGAGAAGCAGCUGGCUAAGAAUGAGUUUCCGUAUACGCUGCUUGCUUUGAUGAUAUGUUUAUAG
Molecule: messenger RNA, 1221 nt
Organism: Talaromyces stipitatus ATCC 10500
Lineage: Eukaryota; Fungi; Ascomycota; Eurotiomycetes; Eurotiales; Trichocomaceae
Product: proline iminopeptidase, putative
Exons: 4
Coding region: 1-1221 (406 amino acids)
Biological process (GO): proteolysis
Molecular function (GO): peptidase activity
Source: RefSeq, a predicted model, not a curated record